This is a messenger RNA of Racocetra persica, 540 nucleotides long. NCBI's taxonomy places the organism in Eukaryota, Fungi, Glomeromycota, Glomeromycetes, Diversisporales, Gigasporaceae. The record is from the annotation of a GenBank genome assembly.
AGUAUAAUACCGGAUAACAGACCACCACCUGGAUGGCCAUCUCGUGGAGAGAUUCAUAUUAAAAAUUUGGAAAUUAAAUAUGGACUUGAUAGUCCUCUAAUUUUGAAAGGCAUCUCACUUGAUAUUAUGGCUGCUGAAAAGAUUGGAAUUGUUGGUCGAACUGGAUGUGGGAAAUCAACGUUAGCAAUGUCAUUCUUUAGAUUUAUUGAAGCAACUUCUGGAAGUAUUGUAAUUGACGAUGUUGAUAUCAGUACUAUUGGAUUAAAAGAUCUUAGAAGUAAUAUUACUAUCAUACCUCAAGAUCCGGUCCUAUUUAAUGGCACUAUUAGAAGCAACUUGGAUCCAUUCAACGAGUAUAGCGAUCUCAAGUUAUGGAACACGCUUAGGCGUGUACAAUUAAUUAAAAAUUCAAUCCCUAUUUCUGAAAAAAAUGAACCAGAAGAAUCAAAUGUCAUCCAUUCUAUUUCAGAUCAGAAAAAUAAUAAACAAGAAGCAAUAACGCUUGACUCGCCUGUCAAAGAAAAUGGAUCAAAUUUUUAA